CUGGGUUCAGUGGGGUAAAGGUGAGGAGCUGCUGUGGACAAAAACACGCCGACCGAGCCGGUGAAAGGAGCCGAACUCUCCGCGUUUCCGCUGUCCGUGGAUGCAGUGAGCUACCGUCAACGUUUCCCAGAGCAGGGAGUAGAAAUGGCGAACCAUUUGUCGGAGUCUCUGCCUGAGCGCACAUUUCAGUACCAAAGCAGUCUGCCGCCGCUGCCUGUCCCGUCGCUAGAGAGCAGCCUCUCUAAAUACCUGGAUUCAGUUCGUCCGUUUGCAUCUGAGAAGGAGUUUAAAGCUACUGCGGACAUUGUGAGGAAAUUCCAAGAGGGUGUCGGCAAAGAGCUGCACCAAAAGCUGCUGCAAAGAGCCAAGACAAAGAGAAACUGGCUGGAAGAAUGGUGGCUCGACACGGCGUACCUGGAGUCCCGAAGCCCCUCCCAGGUGACUAUGAACUUCGCCGGCCCGGCACCUUACCUGGAGCACUGCUGGCCACCCGCAGAGGGAACUGCCAUGCAGAGAGCCAGUGUUAGCAUAUGGCACACGCUGCAGUACUGGAACCUGAUCCGCACGGAGCGGUUGGAGCCCCAGAAAGCUGGCAAAACUGCGUUAGACAUGGACCAGUUCAGAAUGCUCUUCUGCACCUGCAAAGUUCCUGGAGUGAAGAAGGACACCAUUCGUAACUACUUCAAGACAGAGAGCGAGGGUCCGUGUCCCUCCCACGUGGUGGUGAUGUGUCGGGGACGGCUCUUCACGUUUGAUGCACUUUGUGACGGAGAAAUCCUCACCCCUCCAGAACUUCUCAGGCAGCUGAGUUACGUGAAAGAGCGGUGCGAGGCUGAACCAGAAGGAGACGGAGUGUCUGCUCUCACCACGGAGGAGAGGACUCACUGGGCGAAGGCCAGAGAACAUCUAAUAAACAUCGACCCACACAAUGAGACCAUCCUGGAGACUAUUCAGAGCAGCCUCUUCAUCAUUUCUCUGGAUGAGACAAAACCCUACCCGACUCCAGACAACUACACAAACCUGACCGCGGAGGCCCUUAAAGGAAACCCCACCAUCCGCUGGGGCGACAAGUCGUACAACUCCAUCUCGUUCUCAGACGGCACUUUUGGAUCCACUUGUGAUCAUUCCCCAUAUGACGCCAUGGUGCUGGUGUCCAUGUGCUGGUACAUCGACCAGCAGCUCAAAGCUACAGAAGGCAAAUGGAAGGGAUCGGAUGCCAUCAGAUCAAUGCCGCUUCCUGAGGAGCUGGUGUUUACUGUGGAUGAAACCAUCAGCAGUUACAUUCACCAGGCCAAGCAGCAGUACAUGAAGUCGACUCAGGACCUGCAGAUUGCGUGUUACGCCUUCACGGCGUUUGGAAAAGCAGCGAUCAAACAGAGGAAGCUGCAUCCGGACACCUUCAUUCAGCUGGCGAUGCAGUUGUCCUACUACAAAAUACACAAAAAGCCGGGAAGCUGCUAUGAGACGGCCAUGACGCGAAAGUUCUACCACGGCCGGACGGAGACGAUGCGACCCUGCACCCAAGAGGCUGUGGACUGGUGCAAAGCCAUGAUAGACCCCUCCACCGACGUGAAAGACAAGAGAAAACUGAUGCUGCAGGCCUACAAUAAACACAACAGACUGAUGGCUGAAGCUGCGGAAGCUAAAGGUUUUGACCGACAUCUUCUGGGGCUGUAUCUGAUCGCCAGAGACGAGGGACUUCCGGUUCCAGAGCUGUUCAUGGAUCCCCUCUACUCAAGGAGCGGUGGCGGCGGUAACUUUGUGCUGUCGUCCAGCCUGGUGGGCUACACCACGGUGCUGGGGGCCGUGGCUCCCAUGGUGCACCACGGCUACGGCUUCUUCUACCGCAUCAGAGACGACAGGAUUGUGAUCUCCGUCUCAGCGUGGAAUUCCUGCCACGAGACGGAUGCUGUGACGCUGUUCAAUUACUUCUCCAGCUCCCUGCAUGAGAUGCUGUACCUGGCCACCACGUCUCAGCUAUAAGUCAUCGUAGCAGAAGAGAGACAGAGAGAGGCCAGUUUAGACCUUCACCUCUCUGUCCUCGUUAGAGCCUUAACACGCUGCUCGGUUAAUAAUUAGAUCGGCACAAAUCAAUGCAACGGUGCAGAAUCUGAACCACUAGAUGAUCUCGACUGUUCGCGCAUGAAAGUAAUGGUUUUGUUUCUUGUAGUCCUGAACAAGAGUUUUUCUUUUGUUAAUUUUUCUUUCAGAUGUGUAUAUUUGUGUAUCUUAUUCGAUUUUCAAAAUUUCACAAUUCUAGUUGGGAUUUUUUUGAGACUCUAAUUUUUAGAAUAACAGUAUUAAUCCACAUUUAAGCUCAGCGCUAAGUGAAUGUCUUCCAAAGGCCUUCGUUUCAACAGUGAACAGGCAUUUUAAUGAAACCCACAGAAACACCGACACAGAAGUUCAAUCAAAUUGAUUCUCCCCGUUGAGGUUUUGGAUCAGGCCGCCUGUCCCACUGAGCUCUGCAACAACAGCAUCCAGCCUUUAAAUCUGAACUGAAAUGACGUUAAAAUCACAUGAAAGUUAAUCCUAUUGGAAUUUUUGGCUUUUUGACAUAUUAUGACACAAUGACCAAUCAAUUAGUUGUCAACUUUUAAAUUAAUUGCUGAUCAGUUAAUCGGUUUGAGUUUUUUUGUUUUUUUUUUAGGUAUAAAAAAAGUCUAAAGUCUCUCAUUCCAGCUUCAUAAAUGUUAAUAUUUUAUGGUGUCUUUCCUCCUCUGUGGCAGUAUGCUUAAGUUUUUUGUUUAUGUUUUGUUUUUUUAAACCAUUUUCUAAUGUUUUAUCAACCAAAAGCUAAUCGAUUAACCGAGAAAUUUCAAUUUUUUCACGUGAACAGACAAACAAAACAACAUGAGUUUCGUUAAUGAUGAGAUUAAUUUGACAACGAAGGACAUUGGUAGCAGAAUCUGAUUUGUUUUCUAUAUGAGUCACAACAGGCUCAAAAUCAGGGAGCUUCACUCCUUCAGAACUUUAUAAAACUAAGCGAUGCCUUGCAGUCUUUUAUUCAGCUUGGCUUGUGUUGGUUUGCUGUUCGUUGCGUUUUUCUUUAAAACCAAAACAUGAAUCGCUGCACCUUAUUAUUUCUACACACGCUGCAGUUUUCCUUGUUUUCACGUCAGUCCAGUCGAAGACAACUGAAUGUUCACUCGGCCUUAAGAAUAAGAUGGAUUUUCUUUCUCCCCUGUAUCUCACUGCUUCCGAAGCCUUACACUGAUGGGAUUGUGAGCUUUUUAUAAACAGCAGAAACGUCAAUGAUUGUACUAUUUUCAACUCACAAAUAAAGUCGAGAGACGAG
Molecule: messenger RNA, 3298 nt
Organism: Stegastes partitus (bicolor damselfish)
Lineage: Eukaryota; Metazoa; Chordata; Actinopteri; Pomacentridae
Gene: crot
Product: carnitine O-octanoyltransferase
Exons: 17
Coding region: 145-1983 (612 amino acids)
Cellular component (GO): peroxisome
Molecular function (GO): carnitine O-octanoyltransferase activity
Source: RefSeq, a predicted model, not a curated record